This is a messenger RNA of Aspergillus saccharolyticus JOP 1030-1, 369 nucleotides long. RefSeq lists its product as uncharacterized. The coding region runs from base 1 to 369 and encodes 122 amino acids. NCBI's taxonomy places the organism in Eukaryota, Fungi, Ascomycota, Eurotiomycetes, Eurotiales, Aspergillaceae. The transcript is spliced from 2 exons. The record is from RefSeq and is a predicted model, not a curated record.
AUGGCCAGGCACACCUCGCUUGACUCCGAAAGACCAAUCAUGACGCAAUCCAACCGAACAUCGAAGAGAUUUUCGACAGUCAGCGGAAGCCACUCAGUUGCGUCAUCGGAUCUCUCAAGCCUGCCUAGCGGUGAUCCCCGACUGGCUGACUUUCAUCAUUUGCGGGACGGCUUAGAGCGCUUGGAGAACAAGCCCCUUCUCAAGCAGCGCUUUGUGCCCACUCCUGAGAAGAGCGAUAACCUCAGCAAAUUGGCGCUGGGAGCGAAGGUUGAGCGCGCUCUGGAUCGAAGAAUGACAGGCCAGGAUGCCAUCAUGCGCGAGCCCACCAUGAAUGAGAAGGCCGUUGUCGACUCGUCUGCAUCACCUUGA